AAGCCGCCCACUCUGCAUAGUGUGGACGAUCUCAUACAGCGUGGCUAGGGAUGCACCACGUAAAAAUGUCAAUAACUACCCAACUAUCCGCCAUCUCUUAGAUGAAUGGCUGUUCAACACUGAGCAAUCCAUGCGUGGAAACCCCCACCGUAACAAGAAACGCUCCGCCAUUUUAAUUCAUCUAGUUAAAUGAUACCCAUCUGGUUUAACUAUACAAUAAUUGUUAUUUUCAAUUAAUUUAAUCCGAUUAAUCCCUGUUUGCUGUUGCUUUAUGACAAUGCCUCUGUCCAAUUGCCUGCGGAGCACCCUCGUGCCGCUGCCACGCUCGUUUCUCUCACUGGGGAUGGCGACAAGGCGGGGAAGAGGCGUUCGUUUCUCUUCAAACUCGAAGGCAGACGAAGAUGCCAAUGCAAGUCAACUAACUAGGAACCAAAUCUCUGCGAGCAAGAAGAGGGUGAAGGCGACGGUGGACGUAGAGACCAAGAAGAUGGGAGCUGAUUCUUUGAAUGAAAGGCUUGGAAGCCUCCCUGAGAUUGAAGAUUUUGCUUUCCACAAGACUAGGAAGUCUACUUCAAGACAGGCAGCGGUUUCAUCUACAUCUCCCCCUGUGACGAAUGGGACUGAUCUCUCCAAGUCAACAGUGGAACCACCUGCUGGUUGGCAGGAAAUUUUGCAAGGGAUUCGGAACAUGAGAGCUUCUGAAGAUGCUCCUGUAGACUUGGUUGGAUGUGAGAAAGCUGGUAGAUUUCUGCCAGAAAAGCAAAGGAGAUUUGUGGUUCUCAUUUCAGCUCUUUUAUCAAGUCAAACCAAGGAUGCUGUCACUGAUGGAGCCAUUCAACGGCUUCAUCAAAAUGGUCUUUUGAGUGCUGAUGCCAUCACAAAUGCAGAUGAGUCAAUCCUUAGAAGCUUGAUCUAUCCAGUAGGAUUUUAUACAAGAAAGGCUGUUUACAUGAAAAAAGUUUCUGAAAUUUGCCUCUCAAAGUAUGGAGGAGACAUUCCCAGUUCUUUAGAGGAGUUACUCUCACUUCCAGGAGUCGGCCCUAAGAUGGCUCAUUUGGUCAUGACUGUGGCUUGGGAUAAUGUUCAAGGCAUAUGUGUAGACACGCAUGUUCAUCGGAUUUGCAAUCGGUUAGGAUGGGUAUCAAAGCUAGGGUCAACACAGAAAACGUCAACACCUGAAGAAACAAGAGUCUCAUUGGAAUAUUGGCUUCCAAAGGAAGAGUGGGCUCCAAUCAAUCCGCUACUGGUUGGGUUUGGACAGACAGUAUGCACCCCUCUUCGUCCAAAAUGUGGCUCAUGUCUUGUAAAUCAUAUUUGCCCCUCUGCCUUCAAGGAAGCGGCUACCAGUCCAGCUUCUAAGGCCAAAAAGGCAAGUCCGAGGAAAAGAUAGUGAUGACAUUUUGGUCAAAGCCUAUGUUUCUUCUUUCUGUGAUCAUCAAUUUUUGGAGGUUAUUCAGGGAGGCAAGAGUGUUCGGCAGCAGCAUGAAUAGCAAAUUGAUGAAGAAUCUUUUUUGGGUAUUUUGGUUAAUUUUGGAUCACAGAUGAUCUGCUUUUUUGUCAUUGCAGCUACAUAGGCUGUCCAGGAGCGAUUUUGUCAUAUUUAGCCCCCCACUCUUUAACAGAAGCUGCUGGAGUAGCUGGAGAUUAAAGAAGAUGGAAAACCAUCUUAGUAUGCAUUCUUAACUCUGUAGAUUGCCCGUGUUGCUUUUUAUAUUAUUCUGCUGUUUGUAUUGAGAUAUUAGUGAAAUCAUGUCCUCCGCUGAAGGGCAAUGGAGUAGACAUGGAUAGGUUCUGUGAGUCCUUCGGUUUGAACUCUCGGCUUGCUAAUCAAGUAACUUGGCAUCAGAAAGUUUACUUGUUGAAGUUGUCAC
Messenger RNA from Nymphaea colorata (pocket water lily), 1871 nucleotides. RefSeq names its product endonuclease III homolog 1, chloroplastic. The transcript has 12 exons. Gene Ontology annotation, cellular component: nucleus; chloroplast nucleoid. Bases 272 to 1390 code for a protein of 372 amino acids. Gene Ontology annotation, molecular function: DNA-(apurinic or apyrimidinic site) endonuclease activity; DNA binding; 4 iron, 4 sulfur cluster binding. Gene Ontology annotation, biological process: nucleotide-excision repair; base-excision repair; base-excision repair, AP site formation. Lineage: Eukaryota; Viridiplantae; Streptophyta; Magnoliopsida; Nymphaeales; Nymphaeaceae. The record is from RefSeq and is a predicted model, not a curated record.